Messenger RNA from Ctenopharyngodon idella (grass carp), 4306 nucleotides. It is a transcript of the gene rbm15b, whose product is annotated as RNA binding motif protein 15B. The record is from RefSeq and is a predicted model, not a curated record. Gene Ontology annotation, cellular component: nucleus. Bases 278 to 2725 code for a protein of 815 amino acids. Gene Ontology annotation, molecular function: mRNA binding. NCBI's taxonomy places the organism in Eukaryota, Metazoa, Chordata, Actinopteri, Cypriniformes, Xenocyprididae. The transcript has a single exon. Gene Ontology annotation, biological process: regulation of alternative mRNA splicing, via spliceosome.
UAAAGCGUCACGCGAAUGCGUUCUGACGUCAGCAGAGUCUCCUCCCACUCGCGGAGCGCGCACAUUCCUUUUGUCCAAGAUGGCGGAGUAGAUACAGCUGAGGCGACGCUAAUGUUUGUAGUUUUAUUUUUAUCGGUGAAAUUCAACAUCCAGGCGAACAUUUUUCCGUGCAAACGUUAGUUAAAGUCCUCCUCACGGAUGUGCAAAAUCUCCUGGAGCCGUGAGAUUUCACCUCGGAGCUGAUUUUAUAUUUUUGCUGGGGGAGCAUCACUGUAAAAUGAAGCGGCAGGCCGAGCGCGACGCGAGUCCGUCCAGAGCGCUCACCAAACGCGUCCGCGAGCGAGACCGAGAGCGCGAACCGAACCCGCCGCUCGCGCUUUUGCUUGCAGAGAGCCGAAACUAUCAUAAACGAAGCCGCAGCCGAGAGCGGGAAAAACCGCGGGUCCGUGAGGAGAGAGAGAGUCUGCAUCACCGCCCGCAUCAUGAACUGGGUCUGCUGGGUCGAGCCCCCCUCCGAACCACCUCAGUCCUGCCUAAAGGUAAGACACCAUCCACAGAAACAGUGGGUACACGACUAGAAUACAAGACACUACUUAUCAGCAACCUUGGAUCUCAGCUUUCUGAUGAACAUGUGGAGGACGGACUGUUUCAUGAGUUUAAAAAGUUUGGAGAUGUGAGCGUCAAGCUUUCUCAUACGCCUGAACUGGGUCGCAUCGCCUAUGUCAACUUUAGACACACGGAAACUGCACGGGAAGCACGUCAUGCCAAAACCAGGUUGGUGUUAUAUGAUCGUCCACUCAAAGUUGAACCCAUGUAUAUGCGGCGUCGCAGUGUCACCCCUCCAGAUGUUAGUUAUGUAUCUCUGCACAGUGCUGCCUACACCUACAGACAGCGGUCCCUGUCACCUGGUGCCGGGGGUAGCGCCCUUCGAGAAAUGAGACCUAGGCACUACGUUGAUGGCAUAGGACUCAGCAGGGACCGUGUUUUGGACUAUUACAGCGCUUUGGAGGAGAGGAGCCGUGCAUAUGCGUAUCAGCUUCCCGAGGAGGACUUAAAACCAGAGGACGAUCAGAGAGCCACAAGAAACUUGUUCAUCGGCAACUUGGAUCAUAAUAUUUCUGAGGUGGAACUACGACAAGGAUUUGACAAGUAUGGAAUUAUUGAAGAAGUCGUUAUCAAGCGCCCCGCUCGUGGACAAGGGGGUGCGUAUGCUUUUCUUAAAUUUCAGAACUUGGAUAUGGCUCACCGGGCUAAAGUGGCCAUGCAGGGACGUAUGAUUAACGGCAACCCGAUUAAGAUUGGAUACGGGAAAGCCAAUCCGACCACUCGGCUCUGGGUGGGCGGACUUGGCCCGAAUACAUCGCUGGCUGCUUUAGCCCGCGAGUUUGAUCGCUUUGGGAGUAUUCGCACCAUUGACUAUGUGAAAGGAGAUAAUUUUGCUUACAUUCAUUAUGAGAGCCUGGAUGCAGCCCAGGCCGCUUGCGCGCAAAUGCGUGGCUUUCCUCUGGGUGGUCCGAACCGUAGGCUACGUGUGGAUUUUGCUAAGGCAGAGGAGACGAGGGCAUACCCUCAGCAGUACCAGCCGCCUUUGCUCCCGCCUCCACAUUAUGAUAUUCUCGCUGAUGGUUACGGACGCCACCGCAGCCUAGAGAGAGAGCUUAGAACGAGAGCCCGCUCACCAUCACACCCUCUGUUCGCCGAGCGAGAAAGAGAGCGCCUUUCGGACCGGGACUGGAGUCCGCCGAAAGGACUAGAGCGGCGGGCAAACCCGGAAGCAUUUGGGCGGGUCAGGCAGCGCAGUCGCAGUCGUAGCCGCAGCAGGGAGCGCUGGAUGAAGGAGCGAGACCUAGAACGUGGGGUGGGGAAAAACUGGGAGGAGCGGCGCAAGCGAAGGAGCCUCAGCCCCAAUGACCGUCCCACCGAGGAGCGCGGAAGGUCAAAGCUCAGAGGAGGGGCGCCAUCCACUCCUGAAGACAGCCCGGACCGGGGCCGCGGCCGUCUUCCGGACUCCACCUCAGAACCCCUUGAUCACACCCCUGACAUCAGCAGACACUCCAGCGAUGAACGUCCUGCACAGGACGAAUCUUUGCAUCCGAGGAAGGAUGAGCGUGAUCGCAACCACCGCAAAAGUGAGAGCGACCCCGACUCCCAGACGGACAAGUCCAAAUCUGAUUCCAAAAAGCCCAGCACGCUCUCUGAAUAUGCCCAGACAUUGAGUCGCGUGUGGCACGGUUCUCUCGUUCUUAAGAACAGCUGCUUCCCCACAAACAUGCACAUGCUCGAGGGAGGAGCGAGCUUUCUCCAAUCCCUCAUGAGAGACAACCAAGCAGGUGGCUCCAAGAUCACGCAGCUUAAAAUUGCUCAGCGGCUGAGGUUGGAUCAGCCCAAACUGGAUGAGGUGACACGUCGCAUCAAACUAGGCAGCCCGGACAGCUACGCUGUGCUCCUUGCCGUCCAGGGACCCAUGGACCGCGACGCCCCUCCUCCAGAACCAGGCCUUCAGCAGCGCCUUCUCCGCAACCUGGUGACGUACCUCAGGAACAAGCAGGCAGCAGGGGUCAUCGGCUUGCCCCUCGGCGGCCCCAAAGAGCGAGAAAUGGGGGGCAUGCUGUACGCCUUCCCUCCAUGUGACUUCUCACAACAGUAUCUCCAGACUGCUCUGAAAACUCUUGGCAAACUUGAGGAGGAGCACCUGGUCAUCGUGGUUGUUAAAGACUCACCUUAACACUUCAAAUCCAACUCUCUUGAACCACACAGAUUUUUUGCCUUUUAUGAUUUUAGGAUGGAUGUACCUUUUUAUUUUAAUACUUCCACACAGUCCACAUGAUCAUCAUUCCCUUCUUAAAAUGUUUUAAAAUUGAAUAGCAUCCCAGAGAAGUUGUUUUAUAAACAUACAAAUGAGGUUUUUUUUUCUCUCAGCUGUGUUCAAAAUUUUCCAUUGUAUCCUACUUAAAAAUGUGUUUUAUAUAUUUGCAUGCACAAAGCAAUUUGACGAAGCUCCCUUCCGGUGGCUCGCUAUAAUAGGUGCAAAACAUACUGGGCCUCAAACAGAAUGAAUUUGUGUAAAUUGUUUGUAAAUGCAUUUGUUAUUGAAUUGUAGCAUUCAAUUCACUCUAACAGUUUACGUAAAAAAUGUUUAUGAAAUGUCAAUUUCUGUUGACCGGAAUUCAAGUAUGAUAUUUUGUUUGUGGCUUUUUACUCCGUAUCACAUUCAGUAACAGUUCUUCACUACCAUAUUACAUACAUUAUAUGUUUCGCAAAAAUCAGAUUAAAAGGAUAGUUCGCCCAAAAAUGAAAAUUCUGUCAUCAUUUACUCGCCCUCAAGUUGUUCCAAUUCUGUAUAAAUGUCUUUGUUCUACUGAACACAAAGGAAGAUAUUUUGAAGAAAGUUUGUAACCAGUCCGUUUUGGGACACCAUUGACUUCCAUAGUAGGAAAAAAAUACUAUGGAAGUCAAUGGUGUCCCAAAACUGUUCAGUUUCCCACAUUCUUCAAAAUAUCUUCUUUUGUGUUUAACGGAACAAAGAAAUUUAUAUAGGGUUUGGAACAACCUGAAGCUGAGUAAAUUAUGACAGAAUUGUCAUUUUUGGGUGAACUAUCCCUUUAAGGCCCUAAAAUGAUUUUCAGAAAUAAAACGGUGCUUGACGAGGCAGUAUGUUCGGUUCAGAUGAGGCGUUUGUGUCAUAAUGUUGGCUUCUACCUCUUUAACCAUGUAACACAUCAGGUAUGUUUGACAAAAUGAAGAGAGUCUUUGAGCCCAUUGCAUUUUUAUUGUAUGUUGUUUUAAAUAUGCACUUGCAGCACUAACAGAAAGGUCAUGUGACUGUACAUGUUACUUACUGAACAAGUACUGUACUGAUCCAAACACACUAAUGUUUUAAACAUUACGAACACUACGGUUUAAGCUCGUGUUUGUUUGUAUGCAGUAAUGUCUUGUUUUUCAUCUGCCCUCCACUGAAUGACUAUUUGCCAAGUCAUUUAAAGCAACACACAUCUAAAACAAGUGCUGUUCUGAAAGUGUUUUUUUUUUUUUUUUGUGAUUUGAUUUUCAUAAUAAUGUAUAAACCUGAAACAAGUGUUAUUUUUAGAUUUUAGUUUAUAAUGAUGGGGUUUGAAGGUCCACCUGCCAACACUACAACCAUUUGCACUGAACAGUAAUUUUCCAUGGUUUAUUUUUAAUCAUAUUCUUUUGUUUUCUCUUUUAACACUCCUUUUUGUAAUACUUUUAUAGAAAAGUCUUUUUUCUGUCUGUAUGCAAAACCUGUAUGACAUAAAAAAGUAAACAUUUCAUGUGCUUGUUUUUAAAA